This is a messenger RNA of Phycodurus eques (leafy seadragon), 3471 nucleotides long. RefSeq names its product transmembrane protein 47 (gene tmem47). Gene Ontology annotation, cellular component: membrane; cell-cell junction. The record is from RefSeq and is a predicted model, not a curated record. Bases 172 to 717 code for a protein of 181 amino acids. Gene Ontology annotation, biological process: cell-cell adhesion. NCBI's taxonomy places the organism in Eukaryota, Metazoa, Chordata, Actinopteri, Syngnathiformes, Syngnathidae. The transcript is spliced from 3 exons.
CCACCAACGUCCACCACUGGCGUCGGGGCAGACAGUGCGCAUUCCUCCAUCCCUGCGACCGCAACACUCUGCCUAGUGGGCACAAGGCCACCACUUGAACUCGUUGAAGUGCUUCAAGUCAACACGGCGGGCAGCCCCAUGCUCUUUUCGAAUGACUAAAACACCUUCGACAUGUCUUCAUCCGUGAACGGGACAGAGGAGGUGCGCGUGUCGGCGUUGACGCCCCUGAAGUUGGUGGGGCUGCUUUGCGUCUUCCUCGCCCUGUGCCUGGACGUGGGAGCCGUGCUGAGCCCGGCGUGGGUCACGGCGGACGACCAGUACUCCCUGUCCUUGUGGGAAUCCUGCUGGAAGCCCGUCAGCUCGGCGGAGUGGUCCUGCAACAGCACACUUGCCACCGACUGGCAGAUCGCCACGCUGGCCCUGCUGCUGGGAGGGGCCGUACUCACGCUGGUCUCCUUCCUUGUGGCCCUGGUGUCCCUGUGCUCCAGUUCCAGGAGUCGCUGCUACAAGCCUGUGGCCAUUAUGCUCUUCUCGGCAGUGGUGCUCCAAACCUGCAGCCUGGUCUUGUUCCCCAUCAAGUUCAUCGAGGCGGUCACUCUGAGGGUGUACCACGAGUUCAACUGGGGCUACGGCCUGGGAUGGGGAUCCACCAUCUUCUCCUUUGGAGGGGGCAUCCUCUAUUGCCUCAAUUCCAAGAACUAUGAAGACUACUAUUAAACACAGACGAGAACAAGAAGAGCAAGAGGAACACAAUACCAUAUUGAACUUUCAGUCACACUACAUGAACAUGCAGCAGAAUUAUAGCAAAAACAAACUAUUUGGAACACAGUCCUAUGAGAGUCUUAUUACAAACAGUAUGCUCUCUCACAUUCCGUCUUAGGGAUUUUGAAUGAAAAACAGGUGAGCAAAAAGAAUUCAAAAUCUGACAUUUUCGCGUAAAUAACAGCACUCCGAUACACUAUGUAGACAAAAGUAUUUGGCCACAUGUUCAGUGCACCUACAGAAAGUGAAAAUUGAAUAAAAUAGGGUGGACACUCACAUUGCAGGAAUAACAGCUUUCACUCUUCUCUGAAGACUUUGUACAAUAUGUUCAUUGUGUGUCCAUUCCUCCAUUUGUGGCUUGAUGUCAGGCUUUCGUGCAGAAGAUUCUUAUACACUUAUCGCUUUGUGAAAGGAAAAGGUCCUUUCUCAUACUGUUCCUUCAAUGCUGGAAGCAUACAACUGUGAAAAAUGUCUUUGUUAGGUGAAAAAUUCAAAUUGAACAAGUCGAGUUUUUUGAUGAGCUGAUUAAUUAACUGAGUAAUAAGUGUGUGUGGCAUAGUUUAUCUGCAUAGUGUAUGUUUGCCUCCCGUUUAAGUGGCGCUCUGGUAGGUCUUAACAUUAGGCAGGAAAUCUGGGGAGAACAUAUGGAUCCAUUGACCUCGUGUGAAUAUGAAUGGGUCGACUGAAUAAACCAGUCUGGGUGAAGAUGGAAAAUAACAGCAGAAAAUCAAUUCAAUUCCCUAAUCAGGGAAUGAAUGGCUCCGGGAAGGAAAACGUCCUAUUGAGAUGACAUCCUGAGGACGUCACAAGCAAAGGGAGCCUCAGACAAAACAAGGCACACCCAAGGAAAUGCGACAUUACUUUUGGUCUUCUCACAAACUGUUCAGCAGCAGCAUAUCCCUACUUGUUAUGAUGUUGGUGUAUUUUUGCAUAUUAAAAUUUGAACCGGUGGGAAAGAAGUUGGUAGACGAUCAUGUGUGCCGUAUCAUCCAUUUACGCACCGCGUCAUGUGAUGCCACCUUGUGAGUCUACUGUUUUUGUCAAAGAGGAUCAUUGUAUUUAGUAGUGUGCUGUAUUAGUGUACUGUGUAUAGUAGUUGGCCCAUGAUACACUGUUGUAUGAAAUACAAUGCUCAGUGCAUGACGAUUGUGUAAUAAAGCAGUAACUGGAUAACUUGGAAUGGGACUGUAAGGAAGAAAUUCAUUUUACACUUUCCAUGGGGAUUAAUGAAAAUUGAUAGGAAUUAAACUCUAAUGACAAACAUAAUAGUGAAUAUGUUUUAUCAUAAGCAGACAUGCGGGCAAGCAAUCCAUCUAUUUUCUUUCGCGCUUGUCCUCAUGGGAUUGAUCGGUUAUCUGGAGCCUAUCCAAAAAUCAUUAUAUGAGAUUAAGUUCCCUUCAUAGACAAACACGGCACUAUGCAAAUCUCUUGUUUAUUCAUACUGUUCAUACAAAUUACCAUACAGUGAGGUGAAAAAAAAAUUGGUAAUUACUUUUCGACACAAGGCCAGAUUGCUUUUAAUAUUUUCCCCCUUUAUAAACAGAAUCGCAAUUUAAAAACUGCAUUUUAUGUCAACUUGGGUUAUCUUUGUAUGAUAUUUAAAUGUGGUUGCUAACCUAAGCAUUAAAGAGAGAAAACUCAGCAAAAACUACAAAAAUUGAGAAGGGGGCAAAUACUUUUUCAUGGCUCUGUAUAUUUUCUUGAUCCACAUGUAAAGCAACUCAUUGUCAGUGCUGUACAUGGCAUCACUAUUUUAAACUCAUUUGUUGCCAAGCGUAUCAGUCAUUUAAUAAUAAAACGUAUUUUCCCCACUCCAUUUGUGACUCCAGCCAGUUGCUCACAGAUGUAAACUGGCCUUUAGAAUGGACUACAGUAUACUUAAAUUACGUUGGUCAUUGCCAAAAGCUAAUUUUGAUCAAGUGUAACUAUAUAAAUAAAAUAUAAUAAAAAUAAAUAUAGUUUAGUUUGAGUGAUUUUCCUGUUGUGCUAGUACUACUGGUGUUAUCACCAGAGGUGAGUAGCCAAAUAUUGUACUCAAGUAAGAAUACUGUUACUUUAGAAUAAUAUGAUGCACGUAAAAGUAGUCCGCCAAAUAAUUACUUGAGUAAGAAAGUACUCAGUGAAAAAAAAAGGGUUACUCAGUAACUUGUAACUUCGGAUUUAUUUAAUUCAGAGCAUGAACAUAAAAAAAGAACUAUAUAAAAUAUCAAUGUGAAAAUGUAUAUACUGCUGAACAAUACCACAAUCUAAAACAUAAAUAAAAGCUUUAUAAAAGCUUUUAAGUAAUGGAUCAUAUUCAAACUCAUGUUCAACAGAAGUCCACACAUUCCUGCUACCAUUUAAAUUUUUAAGUACCCAAAACCAGCAACACAUGCAUUGGGCCUUACAGAAACAUUAUUUGAUUUAUCCACAGAAAUGACUGAAGGAAGGUGUUUGCUGAACAGACAUUGAUAAAGUGUGUGUGUGAGACAGAGAGAGCGAGGGAGAACAAAGCCCAGAAGAUGCAUGUUUUAGUUACUUGUGACCAUAAAACAGGGCUGUUAUAUCUGCAACUUACCGCAAGGUGUUUUCUUAAGUUAGAAGUGGGCUGAUAUAUCCAUUUUUUGCAAAACUACGCUGCAUAUUUAAAGCUGUUAUUUGUUUCUGUAGUCUGUAAUGUGAACAACAGUCACGUGCAACUGACACGACUCACUUUGACUGGCCCGCGAA